Molecule: messenger RNA, 1252 nt
Organism: Manis pentadactyla (Chinese pangolin)
Lineage: Eukaryota; Metazoa; Chordata; Mammalia; Pholidota; Manidae
Gene: MMP23B
Product: matrix metallopeptidase 23B
Exons: 8
Coding region: 20-1204 (394 amino acids)
Biological process (GO): proteolysis; extracellular matrix organization; collagen catabolic process
Cellular component (GO): extracellular matrix
Molecular function (GO): metalloendopeptidase activity; zinc ion binding
Source: RefSeq, a predicted model, not a curated record
CAGCGAGUCCGCAGGCGCCAUGGGCCGCGGGGCCUGCGUGUCCUCGGCGGCGUCGGGGGCCCGCGCCCAGGCCGGCCGGCUGGGCGCCGUGCUGGUUGCGCUGUGCCUCCUGCCCGCGCUCGUGCUGCUAGCCCGGCCGGGGGCCCCGGCAGCCCGGCCCGCCGCGGGCGCAGCGCAGGGAGACAUUGCUGUGCCCCACCCCGCGGGUGUCCUCCCCACCCUGGGCCCCAGCCUGAUGCCCCCCAGUGCGCCCCGCAGACGCCGCUACACGCUGACUCCAGCCAGGCUGCGCUGGGACCACUUCAACCUCACUUACAGGAUCCUCUCCUUCCCUCGGAACCUGCUGAGCCCUAGUGAGACCCGGAGGGGCCUGGCUGCCGCCUUCCGCAUGUGGAGUGAGGUGUCCCCCUUCAGCUUCCGCGAGGUGGCCCCAGAGCAGCCCAGCGACCUCCGCAUAGGCUUCUACCCAGUCAACCACACCGACUGCCUGGUCUCUGCACUUCACCACUGCUUCGAUGGCCCCACGGGCGAGCUGGCCCAUGCCUUCUUCCCCCCGCAUGGCGGCAUCCACUUCGACGACAGCGAGUUCUGGGUCCUGGGCCCCACACGCUACAGCUGGAAGAAAGGCGUGUGGCUCACUGACCUGGUGCACGUGGCGGCCCAUGAGAUUGGCCACGCACUGGGCCUGAUGCACACACAGCACGGGCAGGCGCUCAUGCACCUCAACGCCACGCUGCGUGGCUGGAAGGCACUGUCGCAGGAUGAGCUGUGGGGGCUGCACCGGCUGUACGGUUGCCUGGACCGGCUGUUUGUGUGCGCGUCCUGGGCCCGCAGGGGCUUUUGCGACACCCGGCGGAGGCUCAUGAAGAGGCUCUGUCCCAGCAGCUGUGACUUCUGCUACGAAUUCCCCUUCCCCACGGUGGCUGCCACAGCACCGCCCCCCAGGACCAAAACCAGGCUGGUGCCCGAGGGCAGAAAUGUGACCUUCCGCUGUGGCCAGAAGAUCCUGCACAAGAAAGGCAAAGUGUACUGGUACAAGGACCAGGAGCCCCUGGAGUUCUCCUACCCUGGCUACCUGGCGCUGGGUGAGGCGCACCUGAGCAUCAUCGCCAACGCCAUCAACGAGGGCACGUACACAUGCGUGGUGCGCCGGCGGCAGCAUGUGCUCAGUACCUACUCCUGGCGGGUCCGCCUGCGGAGCUAAGUGCCUACCCGCUGGGUGAGGCCACUGAUAAAGCACUUUCUCUCUCAA